AAGAGUCGAUCCGAUCGUCGUGGAGGGUCGCAUUUGCAUACGAGAAUAACAUUUUGAUGCUGAUUUUGAUUUGUGCAUUUGUGCAUCGGUGUCGUCGCGCCAGUGCGUGUGUUAGUGUGUGCGUGCAAUAAAAAUAAAUAAAAUAAUAUCUGCUAUCUCAACAUCAUCAUGUACUAUCCGCCCGCUGAUAGUUAUACCGGUUAUCGGGUGACUCCACCCCAAAUCAACGGCAGCAGCAGCAGCAGCAACAACAACAGCCACCACAUCACCAACAACAAUAACAACAACAACAUCUGCAGCACUAGCAGCAGCAGCAUCAGCAAUAACAACAACAACAACCACAGCCACAGUUUGACCACAGCAAUCAACAGCAGCAGAAUGGACACCGACGAUGUGGAAUCAAACACCAGCAGUGCCAUGUCCACACUGGGCUCACUAUUCUCCUUCACAUCGCCGGCGGUUAAGAAGCUGCUGGGCUGGAAGCAGGGCGACGAGGAGGAGAAAUGGGCGGAGAAGGCCGUCGAUAGUCUGGUGAAGAAGCUAAAGAAGCGCAAGGGCGCCAUCGAGGAGCUGGAGCGGGCGCUCUCCUGUCCCGGCCAGCCCUCGAAGUGUGUCACCAUUCCACGCUCACUGGACGGACGAUUACAGGUCUCCCAUCGCAAGGGUCUGCCGCAUGUGAUCUACUGCCGCGUGUGGCGCUGGCCCGAUCUGCAGUCGCACCACGAACUGAAGCCUCUCGAGCUGUGCCAGUACCCGUUUAGCGCCAAGCAGAAGGAGGUCUGCAUCAAUCCGUACCACUACAAGCGCGUAGAGAGUCCAGUUCUCCCGCCAGUUCUCGUUCCUCGCCACUCGGAGUACGCACCAGGACACUCGAUGCUGCAGUUCAACCACGUGGCCGAGCCCAGUAUGCCGCACAACGUGAGCUACUCGAACAGUGGAUUCAACUCGCACAGCCUGAGCACUAGCAACACAUCGGUGGGCAGUCCGAGUUCCGUCAACUCCAAUCCCAAUUCGCCGUAUGACAGUUUGGCGGGAACACCGCCGCCCGCCUACAGUCCCUCGGAGGACGGCAAUUCCAACAAUCCCAAUGACGGUGGCCAGCUGCUGGAUGCCCCGAUGGGUGAUGUGGCACAGGUCAGCUAUGCGGAGCCCGCCUUCUGGGCCUCGAUUGCCUACUAUGAGCUGAACUGUCGGGUGGGCGAGGUGUUCCACUGCAACAAUAACUCGGUGAUCGUCGAUGGUUUCACGAAUCCGUCCAAUAACUCGGACCGCUGCUGCCUUGGCCAGCUGAGCAAUGUGAACAGGAACAGCACCAUCGAGAACACACGCCGACAUAUAGGCAAGGGCGUUCAUCUGUACUAUGUGACCGGCGAGGUGUACGCCGAGUGCCUGUCCGACUCCGCCAUUUUUGUGCAGUCGCGCAAUUGCAACUACCACCAUGGAUUCCAUCCGAGCACCGUGUGCAAGAUACCGCCGGGCUGCUCGCUGAAGAUCUUUAACAAUCAAGAAUUUGCUCAGCUGCUGUCGCAGUCGGUGAACAAUGGAUUCGAGGCCGUCUAUGAGCUCACGAAGAUGUGCACGAUCCGGAUGUCGUUCGUGAAGGGCUGGGGGGCGGAAUACCAUCGCCAGGAUGUGACAUCGACGCCCUGUUGGAUCGAAAUCCAUCUGCAUGGGCCGCUCCAGUGGCUUGACAAGGUGCUCACGCAAAUGGGCUCGCCACAUAAUGCAAUUAGUUCGGUAUCCUAAGCGUAAGAUGAGGGGAUCCCUCAAGGGAAACGAAGAGAAAAACAAUACAAAACCAGUAGCUAAAUGAGUACGUGCGAGUGAAAGCUAAGUGUGAAAAAGACGUAGAGAACACAGGACAACGGAGAGAGUAUAGAGGUUUGUGCCCGAUGAGGGGUGCAAACUGAUCAGUGUCUAUACAGCUCAUCUGCAAAUUUAAAUAGAUGUACGCAAACUACUCCAACACCCGCCCUUUGCCCAUAUUUUAUAGUUUAUCGUAUGAUUUUCUAUGCGAAUGUCAUUCCUAACGCUACAUCCAAGUAAUAAAAACAACGGCGAGCUAAAAACCCAAUUACAAAGUGGUAUAACUAUUUACAAUGAUCUACAUGCUAUAAUAUUAAUGAUCUAUGCCCAUUGGCAACCAGUUGUUGUUCAAGUCUAUUUCAAGUGCUAAUUAUGUGUCAUUGCAAAACUGCUUUAAAUAUAAAACAAAACACAUUUAAGUAUCCCUCAAACUUUAAAUACAUAAGCAAGAAAAAUUUAAAUAGGGAUAUGAAAGAACUUAUUGCAAUACAUUUCUUAAAAUGAUUUUUAGAACUCCUUAUUUACGUUUUAUAUUUCUCAUUUGCGGUUUGCCUUUGAUCAACGAAUUAAAUGUUCAAUUAAGUUGAUUUAAAUCUAUGGUUUAACUAAUUUUAAGUUAUAAAAAAAUCGAAAACUACAAACAAAAAAAUAAAUACCAGCGAAAUUUAAGAGUGGAAAAAUUGUUUUUGAAUUAAUCAAUUUUCCAACCAAUGAUCUUUUUUUAUCUUAAGUAAAAAUAAUUUUGUUUAGACCAGGAAAAAAUUAAAUUUUUAUAUGAAUAGAUUACACUAUAAUUUUCCUAGUUUUAUGAUUGUCUUCGAUUUUGUUUCAAAUAAAACCAUGUGUGCCGAAAUAUCAGUAGAUAAAAAUAAAAAAUUCCCCAAAAGAAAUGCUUAAUUUUGAAAAAAUUCUGUUUUCGACCUAUGAGUUAUUUUAUUAUGUUUAUCGGAUAUGUGCAAAACCUUUGCAAGUUUAAAUAAAAUAUAUAAUAUAUCCUCCAGAAAUAUGAAAAUGUAAAUUUAGCUGUAUAUUAGAGGCUUGGGCAAGUCAUGGCCUUAUCUAAAAUUGAAUGUAGUAUUUGUGCCUGUUCUAUAUUUUACGGAGGCCUUUGAACUCAAGAGCAAGAGUUUUUGAAAAAACAUUGUGAAAAUACCCAAGUGAAGAUACAAAAUACCGAGCGAAGAAAAAUAAAUAUUUGCCUUAAAGUUUACAAGUUUUUGAUCAGCUACCACAGAAUGCUAUAAAUUGCCUUAAACACGCCUUGCAUGCCUCUUAAUGUUUAACGUAACAUUGUAAUAAAAA
Messenger RNA from Drosophila suzukii, 3108 nucleotides. NCBI's taxonomy places the organism in Eukaryota, Metazoa, Arthropoda, Insecta, Diptera, Drosophilidae. The record is from RefSeq and is a predicted model, not a curated record.